AUGGACGCCAUCAAGAAUGCCGCCGAGAACAAGCUCGGAAAGGACUCCCAGCCUGGCGACAAUGUUGAGCGUUCCGCUGAUAACGCGGUCGACCAACAGGUCGACAGUGCAGCCGGCGACGCUGGUGUCCCGGGAUCAGCCGAUGGCACCAUCAACGAGGUCGUGAACAAGGAGGUCAACGACAAGAUCCCCGGUGGCAACUAA
Messenger RNA from Diaporthe amygdali, 204 nucleotides. RefSeq lists its product as uncharacterized. Bases 1 to 204 code for a protein of 67 amino acids. The transcript has 2 exons. NCBI's taxonomy places the organism in Eukaryota, Fungi, Ascomycota, Sordariomycetes, Diaporthales, Diaporthaceae. The record is from RefSeq and is a predicted model, not a curated record.